AUGGAUGAUAAAACUAGAUUAGUGUGUGAGGUAGGUAGCGGCGGUGUGGCCGGUUACUCGGAGACAAACGUUGAUCGGCGCGAACGACUUCGUAAACUUGCGUUAGAAACCAUUGACCUAAACAAGGAUCCGUAUUUUAUGAAAAAUCACCUCGGAUCUUAUGAAUGCAAACUUUGCCUGACUUUGCACACCAACGAAGGUAGUUAUCUCGCUCACACUCAGGGUAAGAAACACCAGACAAACCUUGCCCGUCGUGCUGCUCGGGAAGCCAAGGAGAACAACAAUAUCCAGCCAGCAUUACAGGCACAAGCCAAGAUUCAAUACCCAGAGAUCGGUCUGGACGUUAUACCUCGCCACCGAUUUAUGUCAGCUUACGAGCAAAAAAUUGAACCUCCUAACAAGGCACAUCAGUAUUUGCUCUUCGCAGCAGAACCAUAUGAGACGAUCUCUUUCAAAGUGCAAAGCAAAGAAAUUGAUAAAGGAGAAGGAAAAUUUUUCACGCACUGGGACCCUGAUUCCAAGCAAUUUUCAUUACAAUUCUUUUUCAAAAAUGAUAGACCUGGAAUGUACUCGGAAGGAAUUCCACCCGGCAUGGAAAGAGCUCCUAUUGCCAAUCCUUUAAAUCCUUAUAAUGCACCAGCCAUGAGAGGACCAACAUAUGUGCAUGGUUAA
This is a messenger RNA of Acaulospora colombiana, 672 nucleotides long. The record is from the annotation of a GenBank genome assembly. Lineage: Eukaryota; Fungi; Glomeromycota; Glomeromycetes; Diversisporales; Acaulosporaceae.